Messenger RNA from Carlito syrichta (Philippine tarsier), 1354 nucleotides. RefSeq names its product 5',3'-nucleotidase, mitochondrial (gene NT5M). The record is from RefSeq and is a predicted model, not a curated record. The coding region runs from base 1 to 708 and encodes 235 amino acids. Lineage: Eukaryota; Metazoa; Chordata; Mammalia; Primates; Tarsiidae. Gene Ontology annotation, biological process: pyrimidine deoxyribonucleotide catabolic process. Gene Ontology annotation, molecular function: 5'-nucleotidase activity. The transcript has 7 exons.
AUGGCUAGAAUCCCCGCUGCGUCGCUCACAGGUCCCCACGGGUCCGGGGGCGACGGCGCACGGGGGUGGGGGAGCAGCCCUGCGCUCCGUAUCUGCUGGCUGCCGUCGAGGGCUACCACCAACACAGGAGAGUACGAAGCAGAGCUCCAGCAGGUGUUGUUCCAUGGCCCUGACGCUUUAGCUAGUCUCUGCUGGGUCCUCACAAAAGUCAUAUCCUUCCUGGCGAGGGGCCCAAAGCUGAUGCGCCUUCCCAAGGAAAUUUGUCCUUGGGAGAAGGCCAGUAGCAUUUGGGAGUCGGAGAAUUUCUUUUAUGAACUUGAGCCUCUGCCAGGGGCUGUGGAAGCUGUGAAGCAAAUGGCCAACCUCCAAAACACUGAAGUUUUCAUCUGCACGAGCCCCAUCAAGAUGUUCAAGUACUGUCCCUAUGAGAAGUACGCCUGGGUGGAGAAGCACUUUGGCCCUGACUUUCUGGAGCAGAUUGUGCUGACCAGAGACAAGACUGUGGUCUCCGCUGACCUUCUCAUAGAUGACCGGCCAGACAUCACAGGCAAGUGGCCUGCGACAGGGGCUGAGCCAAACCCCAGCUGGGAGCACGUCCUCUUCACCGCCUGCCACAACCAGCACCUGAAGUUGCAGCCCCCCCGCCGCAGGCUGCACUCCUGGGCCGACGACUGGAAGGCCAUCCUGGACAGCAAGCGGCCUGGCUGAGCUGGACUGUGCUUCGGGCUCCUCCACAGAGUCCUGACCUCAGGUUCCCAGCUCAGGACCUGUGGGAUCCCCCCUGGACACCCAGGCCCAGAUGGCCUCCUGCUGCAUGCCUCCCUUUCCCAGCCCUGCCAGGCCUUAACCCGAUCUCAGGACAGGGCUGGGCCCCGUGGGCCCUUGGACACGGACACGUGCUCCCAGGCAGUUCGGGCUGACCUCAGGCAGCAGGCCUCAAGCUGCCAGGGGCCCAGGGGCCCAGGAUGGGGAGGAGUCAGGCCACCGCAGGGGAGGUCGGCAGCCCUCUCCACUCCCCGGGCAAGCUCCGGGGGCUGCAGUGCGACAGCAGGGAGGGCCAGGAGCCUGGUGACUGAAGUGCUUCCAGUGGGGCUGAGCCCCUCACUGUCCCCACCACGCACCCCUUCCUCCACGUGCCCACCCAGCCUGCCUCCCCAGAUGACCUGCCAUGCGUUCAGCAAACACUCAUUAGGUGCCAGUGGCUGCCAGACUGUGCCGGGGACCACACUGGCCCUGCCCUCAGCCAGCUCAGGGGAUUCUUGCACUUCUGUCCCCAGGGCCCGCUCAGGGCCCAGCAGAGUCAGCAGGCCGAAUGUUUGUUGAGUGCAUGAAAAAUAAAAGCUGUUCACGUGUA